UGGAACGUUCUAUUCUGCUCCGCGACGCGGAAAAACACACGAAGAUAACUGCAAAUUUAAAUUGUUUUUGAUAACGUGUCUCGUGAGGGUUUUUACACCUGAUUAUUUUUUUCAAGUGAUUCUGCAGUGGUGAGUUGUCAUCCCGUGGUGCCAAAAAAGGAAAAAUAAUUAUAAGAAGCACCCGAGGCCUAAUAUUGAUUGUGAUUUUUCGUAGUACGUUAGUUUUGUAAGAGUUUCAUAUAUUUGCUGCUUAUUUAAGAUACAUGAAUUUUUGAAACACAACAUUCCAGUACUCUGCGUGAAAUUCUGUUAUUAAAAGAGCUAGCUACAAUGGCCAAAAAGGUGGACGAUGCUUUGACAAGGGAGGACUUUGACGCCGGUCCGUCGAGCUACGAUGAGGUAGAGCCAAACUUGUACUUGGGAAAUUUGACAGCUGCUACGGACCUAGAUUGGCUGAAACAAACUCAAAUCUCUCACAUACUCACAGUAGACUCUUGUCCUCUGCCAAGAAAAAUACAGGAUUCUUUGCCCCAUAUAAAAUUGAAGUACAUGCAAAUGACAGAUAUGCCAAGAGAAGAUUUAUUGACCUCCUUUGAGGACUCCAAUCAAUUUAUACAGAGCGCACUGGACUCUGGUGGCAAAGUGCUGGUUCACUGUUACUUUGGUGUGUCGCGCUCGGCCACGAUUGUAAUAGCAUUCGUAAUGAAAAAGUACAAUUUUCCAUUUGAUAAGGCUUUCGAGGCUGUGAAAGCGAAACGUCGCUUUGUUGGUCCAAACCCGGGCUUCCAAGCUCAGCUCAAGCUCUACGAAGACAUGGGCUUUACAAUCGACUGUUCGAAUAUUCAAUUCAAAAUUUACAGACUGCAAAUAGCCGCUGACAAGGUGAGAAAGGUCAAAAUUUUACCCCAGAACUAUGUUGACCUCGUAAAACCGGAUCCAGCGCUUCUCUCUACUCACCCGGAACCAACGGUGUAUCGCUGUAAAAAGUGCCGCAGGAUACUUGCCAACGCGAGCAACAUCCUGCCCCACAGGCCAAAGGAAAAACAGAUCUGGCGGCACGUAAGCUGCAAGCGCGACAAGGUACCAAAGCAGAUCAGAGCCCUGGAGAAGCCCGCCGAGCCUUCCGCGAAGAAGGAGGAAAAGGAGGAGGCCAACACGGAGCCCUGCAACAAGACGCACUUCGUCGAGCCCUUGGCGUGGAUGCCGGAUAUUCUGAACAAGUGCGAGGGUAAGCUCCACUGUCCCAAGUGCAACUCAAAGCUCGGCUCGUUCAGCUGGGUGUCCGGCUGUCAGUGUCCCUGCGGCAGCAAAGUCGCGCCGGCUUUCUACUUUGUACCUUCCAAGGUCGACUGGAGCAACGCCGUGCAGAAUGUUCAGUCGACCGUGUAAGUUGUUUUUUUAUCGUUGUUAGAUUAAUGUGCUCCACCAAAAGGUUGUUGAUCAAAGUGUUUGGUAUUAUAUUUUUGAAAGGACUAUUGAGACUAAAAAAAAAAAAGAAAUAUUUUCCAUUUACAUUCAAAUGUCGAUGAUACUUUACCGUGUUGAAUGCUAUGCGGCGUUAAACAAUUGUUGGUCAAAAAAUGCGUACAAAUCUCGCUGCGUCGAGAGUGUUGAUAACUACAAUAUUUCCAAAGUAACGCUUAUGUAUUAAAAAAAAGAGAUUAUUAUUAAUAUACGGGCAGGGGUCGCGAAGUCAUACGUGAAACUCAAAGAUGUCUGUUCAAAAGCUUACAUUUCUAAAAAAUACAUACUAAAGGUUUUGCUAGUCACGUUUAGACUUGGAGUAUAAGUAUGUAUAAAAAGACAAAAAACGACUGAAAUGUUUCGUAAAUAAUUUAUUUAACGAGGGUGCGCUAAAGAAACGCUACAAAUUUUUUAAAUCGCAACGUCGAGUUUUUUAAAGAUAAUUAAAUCACGUGCCAAGCUUCGCUCUACCCGUGUAAUUGUUACGACUGCAUUAACCUUUUUAUUCAGUGUUAAAUGUGAUGAUAUACAUAAACAUACAUUUGGGGGGAAAAAGCCCGUAUGUUCAGGUUGUUGUUGUUAUUGCUGUUGUUACGUCGUACGUGUUACGAUCUAUACAAAUAAUAUAUAACUUAUCGUAUACAUAUUUAAUAUAUCUUAUAUACCUCGUGUACAAUUGAUCGUCGCAAACACACACGUACCUCACGCAUGUUUGUAUCAAAAAUAUUGCAAUCUCGCUGCGAGAACGUUGCGUGUAUAAAAUUUUGUUAAUAAAAAUUUUCUCACUUCGA
Molecule: messenger RNA, 2255 nt
Organism: Copidosoma floridanum
Lineage: Eukaryota; Metazoa; Arthropoda; Insecta; Hymenoptera; Encyrtidae
Gene: MKP-4
Product: dual specificity protein phosphatase MPK-4
Biological process (GO): protein dephosphorylation
Cellular component (GO): nucleus
Molecular function (GO): protein tyrosine/serine/threonine phosphatase activity
Source: RefSeq, a predicted model, not a curated record